CACGCAAAUCUAGGAUGUCGUCCUACAUUCCUUCAGAAGAUGAAAAAGAGAAAUUUAUGGCUCGUGCCAUCGAACUUAGUGAGGAAGGAGCAGCUAAAGGAUGCGGUGGACCGUUUGGAUCGGUAGUUGUCAAAGAGGGAAAGAUUGUUGGUUAGUAUUGACAUUGAAAAUGGCCUUUUUGAGCUAUUUUGAAGGGUCUUAAAAAUGCCCCGCGGUCACAAAAUUUUCUAGAAUUUCUGCAAAAUCCCUUUUUCUAAUCGUUUGAAAGUAUUCUGUCUUCAUUUAGAAUUAAUAAGCGAUCAGGAAAACAAGAAUGUCUUCGCAGCUGAGCAGUUGUGGUUUCUUGGGGGCGUAGAGUAGAGUCGACACCGUUUCGUGAGAAGCAGUGCGUGACUUCGGGCACGUUUGCAUCCAAGCUAUGAAAUACCAGUCAGUCUGCUUUAUCAUAUGUUUAAACGUUUAUUGAACCCUUUGUACCCGCUUGGCUACUCUGAAGGUCGAUGAAAUUAAUAGUUGGAUUAUACUAAAACCAGUUAGUUUCUGCAGACCACGUUAAGUUAAGCCUUAGCUUACUACAGAACAAUAGCCUAAGGACAAUAUGUCAAUAAUGCCAAUAUAACAAUAAUACUAGGAGUAAUCGGAGCUUUGAAGAGUGCGUUCGAUAUGUUUGUAAGGCGUACAGGUAGCAGUUGAGGAGGAAGGGUGGAUGGUUAUUGCGAUAGAUUAAGCUCGGUUUAGGUGUGGUUGGUGGGAGCCGAUGUUGUUUUGUUUUGUUCUGUAUUUUGGAAACCAUUUUAAACGUUUGUUGCCAGGGAUCCGAUUCGGUCUUAUAUGAAUGAAUGCUUCCCCUUCAAGUUAUGGUUCUAUCAAAAUGCGCUGAUGUACUUUAUUAUAAAUGGCAACGAAAAACUAAAUAUCGUGAUGUCGUAUGUAACAAAUAUUUUUCAGCUGAAGGCUAUAAUCGUAAGUUUGAAGAUUUUGAUCCCAGUGCACAUGCAGAAGUGGUGGCUAUAAGAAAUGCUGGAAAGGCCCUGAGGACUCCAGAACUACAGGGAUGCAUCCUAUUUACAAGCUGUGAACCUUGUCCAAUGUGUACUGCAACGAUCUGGUGGAGCAGGUUAUUCUCUAAUACCUCAUUUCGUGAUUUUGGCGUUCUCAACUUCCUUUUAUUUUUUAAAAGAGUCUGAAAGUUUCAAAUUUCUAGGUAGAUUGGGAAAACAAUGUGUGAAAGCUUCACAAAUUAACAUUAUUUCACCUACAUACUGAAGAUACAGAACAGAGCUUACCAGUGUGUAAAACGAGUUAACUAGUUAUAUUGUCAAUACAUAUCAUGUAUAUGUCGUUGCUAUUACAAGUUAAUAUUUUUUUCUGUGAUUUGAAUUUUCUAUAAGAGUUUAAUUUCGCGAUUUUUUUACAAUCGCUAAAAACGCGAAAUUAAGUACCAAUGAGGUAGUCUACACAGCGACCACCUGCCUUAAUCUUAGCCAUGAUUUUUAUAGUUCUGAAGGAAUGUUUAAGACCUGUGUGUCCCUGCACUAGUUGUAGGUAGUUGCUUGCGUGAGGGUCUGAAAGGAGUUUAGUGUUUGGUUAUAUUUGCCCAUAAUUCGUAGUGUUCGCUGUUAAAUUGGUCAAUUUCUUAAUUUUUACUGUUUCCGGAGAAAAUACUGUUAAGUGUUUGGAGGGUUUAUCAUGAAAAACUUCUAGUCUUUAAGCAUUCUCAAUACCUAUCUGCGCUUGGAAAAUCGGUAAUAAAAUCACUCAUCAACUUUGAGCCUGUGCUAAAAGGGGACCUCUUUUUUUUCAACCCAUGCGCAAAAGUGUUCUGGGAAACCUGGGGACCAAUCUCAUAUUAGGUAUCCGCGAUCCUUUGGUCCUGUUAUUACACUAGUUAGAGUGAAUUACAAGGAUUUCUGUCACAGAAAAAAUUCGUAUCUGUCACAAUGUAAAAAAGUUUUCCUUCACAUGUGAAUAUAACGACGAAAAAAAAAUUCACAAAUUUUCGGAUUUCUCCUUUGGACAUCUUGGGUAGUCUGCAGACAUGAUUCUUCGCCAGUUUUCGUGAAUCUUCGGUUGUCUUCGGAAAUCUUCUGAAAUAAUCGGGAAUUUUGGGAAAAUGGUUGAAUACUCCUUGAUAUACUAAACAAACAAGACGCUAUCGGAGCGUACACUAUAGUAAGAGAUAUCGGAGCAGCUUUUAGUGCUUAAAUUGGCCUUGCUUCCAUAUUUCACAAUGUUUUAGUAGACAAUUUACGAAUCUCCUGUGAAAAAGAAACCGGUUCCACCCCGCCCUGGCAGAUCAUGAAAAAUUGCACACAUGACUAGUACGCACCGACCUCACUAACACUUUGAGCGCUUAAGCUUUUUAGCUCACCCCAACAACGCGUAAUUACCGGGCGCCAUUAAAAUGCUUUUAUUCGCUUGUUAUCUUUCAGGCUGGAUCGAGUAUACUAUGCACAUUCAGUCGACGAAGAUAAUGACCCCCUUCUUGGAAGUUACCAGUCAACAAUUCUCGAGUUUGUUAACACUCCGAUCGACAAUCGUUCUAUUCCUGGUGAGCAAGUUAAGAGCAAGGCAGAGGAAGCAUUUAACGUCAUCAAAAAAUACUUCUAAAUUAAUGUUAGGUGUCCCCAUUGGCCAUUGGCCAAGAAUUUAUGACGCGAUACACCUGUCUAAAGCUUUUCCACUUUUGGAAAUGUGCGAAACAAUAGUAUGACGUCACAGCAUGGCGGGU
Messenger RNA from Porites lobata, 2731 nucleotides. The record is from the annotation of a GenBank genome assembly. NCBI's taxonomy places the organism in Eukaryota, Metazoa, Cnidaria, Anthozoa, Scleractinia, Poritidae.